This is a messenger RNA of Neohortaea acidophila, 299 nucleotides long. RefSeq lists its product as uncharacterized. Bases 84 to 266 code for a protein of 60 amino acids. The transcript has a single exon. NCBI's taxonomy places the organism in Eukaryota, Fungi, Ascomycota, Dothideomycetes, Mycosphaerellales, Teratosphaeriaceae. The record is from RefSeq and is a predicted model, not a curated record.
CCCGUGAUGGCCACGCUCGCAAUCUUCGCCCAGUCUUGCAUGCCACGUUGAACGCAAGGCUGUGACCCGGGUCCACGGUUGACAUGCCAAACACCUACAACGGAGGCUUGACUCAACAGCACUGCCGGGAACAUUCGCUACUAUGUGCCGGACUGCUGAAUAUCAUACACCGAGUCGUAUGGGGUAGGCCGUGCCUCGAAGCUCACCAGCACACCACGCACAUACCAUCACACUCAGCGACACGCAGGCGGGAGUCCGCAGUGUAAGUAAGGAUGGGUACAAAGCAGUGAACAGAGGAC